AUGUCAAAUUUGGCAAAAGAUGUCUGCUUAUAUUUGGCUCAGGUUGCCGAAUAUUUGAGCCAAUCAGAAGAUCAAACAAAUAAAAAGGACAUAUUAAUGAUGAUUGGAGGGUAUAAGAAGCCAAAAAACUACAAUAUAAGUGCAAGAACUAGGAUUAUAAGCAAAUUUGAACUUAUGGAAAAAGUGAAAAGCUACUUGAUGGCUAUAAUUGCCACUCGAACAUUAGAUAUACCUAAACACAAGCUAGGAAAACUGUCACCAUACUUACGUACUAUUGCGACACUGGAAAGACUUGAUCUAAACAUAAUUAUUAUUGUGGCUAGAGAUUGCAUUCACCAGCAAUUAUGCAGUGUAGUGAUAAAAUCUGAAUUACAAAUCAAAGCAAACCAUACUUUUGAACGUGUAAGGAGGAAUGUGCUUGGUGUUGUAGGUACUAAAGACAUUGGUCGUGCAGAAGCAGAGAAGAUAAAUGAGGAGGAGGAGGAGAAGAAGAAGAAGAAGAAGAAGCAGGAAAAAGAUUUGUCAUCAUCGGCAACAAAAAUCUUUCAUGUAUCACCUACGUCUUCUCUUGCACAAGAUUUAGCAGCUUUAAAUAAAGGAAGUCUUACUCAAUUUCAGAUUUUGGUAUCGUAG
Messenger RNA from Echinococcus granulosus, 633 nucleotides. RefSeq lists its product as hypothetical. NCBI's taxonomy places the organism in Eukaryota, Metazoa, Platyhelminthes, Cestoda, Cyclophyllidea, Taeniidae. Bases 1 to 633 code for a protein of 210 amino acids. The record is from RefSeq and is a predicted model, not a curated record. The transcript is spliced from 7 exons.